Messenger RNA from Ilyonectria robusta, 900 nucleotides. RefSeq lists its product as uncharacterized. The record is from RefSeq and is a predicted model, not a curated record. NCBI's taxonomy places the organism in Eukaryota, Fungi, Ascomycota, Sordariomycetes, Hypocreales, Nectriaceae. Bases 1 to 900 code for a protein of 299 amino acids. The transcript has a single exon.
AUGGUAACCCCAGCCGACGCAAUUCCAUCGUGGUGGAAUUCUAAGAAUGCCUACCAUCUGCUUCCAGUAACGACCGAACGAGACCCUGCCACGGCGAGCGUUGCGUCUCGCAUUGGUGCCCCUCAGCUCAUCAUAUUAUGCACAUGGACAGAUGCAGCACCCAAGAAUAUUCAGAAGUAUAUUUCAGGAUACCAGCUCUUGUAUCCCUCUUCUCCGAUUCUACUCAUCAGGACAUCUUCAGCGGACUUCUUUACUCCCGAGAAAAUCUUGAUGCAAAAGGCUGGGGUGCCAUCUCGCAUUAUUUCCCAGGCACUCAAAGACACGGACAAUCAAACACAACCGACUGGAGGACUCCUUGCGCAUGCACUCUCAAACGGAGGAAGCUCGCACCUCGCGAUUCUGGCCCGGCGAUACCACGAGGACACUUGCCUGCCUCUGCCCGUGGAUGCCAUUAUACUGGAUAGUACGCCGACAAAGCCAACCUUUACCUCGCUCAUGGCCAGCUUGAGCAUGCCGCUCCCAAGAUUGGUCUUGGUGCGCCAAACGAUGAAGGCAGCCAUUGCCAUGGCAGUAUUUCUAGUCUAUCUCGUUCCCCGAUGGCUUGGGAUGAUAAUACUGGCGGACAGAACAUACCAUGAUCUGUACUCCAGUGAGAUCGAGUCGGAUGAUGCUCGAGAAAUGGCCCGGCUUAAAAAAGGUGCCAUAAGAACUUACAUCUACAGUGACACCGAUGUCCUAUGUCGUGCCAAGGAUAUUGAGUCACAUUUCAGGACGGCUCAGAGUCAUGGGCUACGAGUCAGAAGUGAACCUUGGCAAGGCAGUGGGCAUGUCGCACACAUGAAAAUGGAUCCUGAACGGUAUUGGAGAGUCGUGAGGGAGACCUGGAACGACAACAACUGA